UGUAAAAAUGUAAACAUUUCAUAAUUUCAAAAAUACCCUUCAAGUGAAACUCGCGAACGAACGAACGAAUUAAUUUGGAUUCUUAAUUUGAUAUCAAUAGUUAAAUUCAGACUUGUGCCGGUAUUACCAUAUUUAGUUGUUUUAGCGCAUUUAUUCGGAAGGAAAAGGACGUAGCAUUCAACAGCUGAGUUUGGAUAAUUCUAUUUUUUGUUACGGCAGAAAAGUUGUGCAUCUGAACUUUUAACUCUCUAAAGGUCUUCGGCUGUUGUUAAGUACCGUUUACAAUGGAGGCAAAAUUUCUCUGGAUAUGGAUGGCACUAUCGAUUUGCAGUUGUCUCAAAACAGUGCAAGCAGGCUGUUUGCUAGGAUGUCCAAGGGGAGAGUACUGCUGUGACAAUGAGUGCUGUGAACUUGUACAAGGAAUUAGCGGCCAGACUUGGACAUACAUUGGCAUUGGAAUAACCGCCUUCUUAAUCCUCCUUGUUGUUAUCUUCGGCUGCCUUUGUGGGCGCAUGAUCAGAGCUAAACGAGGCAAUGAGGGAGUGGUUGUUACGACUUACCCUCAACAAAACGCAAUGCUAAACGUCGUUAACACUGUGCCUGAUGCUCAGAUGGAGAAGGGCAUCUCUAACGCUGCAUACACAGGUCAACCGCAAGUGGUAAACACGCCUUAUGUGUACACCGUCCAACAGCAAAACCCUAGCGUCACCCCAUCAGCUCAACCAAUGAAAUCCUCCGGAUUUGGGUACAACGGUUCUUACAAAAUGAACCAGCACUACUACGCGCAAGCGCAAAAACAUAAACCUGUGAGAGCUAGCAGAAAAUUUGCAUUGUAGGCUAUGAAAAACACUCUGGGAGAAGUUUUACGUAUUCACAUGGCGUUUAACAUCAUUUAACAUAUGCUGCGAUAAUAUAGACACAGCACAAUAUGUGAACAAUCUGCCACUUUGUGAAAUAAUUCAGCCGAGCUUUGUUUUAUCGCUAAGCGACAAUGUAUAAUGUUAUGCAAUUUGGAUUUUAACGCAUUAUUUUAUACCGUUUUGGUUUGUUUACCCGGACAUUUUGUAUGUUUUUAUAUACUGUAUGGAUAUACAUUUUAAAGAUGUUUUCAGAUUGUUAACCGCAAUGCCUCAUUGAUGUAUAUUUUACAAAUUCAGUGCCAAUUAUUUCGUAUGCUAUCAUUCAAUUAAAAUGUUAUAUUUUGGUUUUAAUAGUAUAUGUAUGUUUAUCUCUAAAAAUAGAAGUAUACGGUGUUGAUUCAUUCAUUGGCACGUGUGGGCGUCUUUAUGUGUUGUAAACAUGAUAUUUUUAUCUGAAGCAUUAUUUUCCUUUUCGGGUAUUAGUACACUAUUUAUUUCAUGAAAAUACAUUGAAACACAUGUUAUACAUGUACUGUAUCAUCGUAAAUAUUGAGGAGAUAGCUGAAAGCUGAUAUUAUUACCCCUCUCGUUUAUUACACACAUGCAAUAUAAUUACUCGCCCAUUCCCUAAUGUAUUUGUUAACCAAUUAAAUCUAACCUUGUA
Messenger RNA from Mya arenaria, 1524 nucleotides. RefSeq lists its product as uncharacterized. Bases 285 to 836 code for a protein of 183 amino acids. NCBI's taxonomy places the organism in Eukaryota, Metazoa, Mollusca, Bivalvia, Myida, Myidae. The record is from RefSeq and is a predicted model, not a curated record. The transcript has 4 exons.